This is a messenger RNA of Pocillopora meandrina, 2259 nucleotides long. The record is from the annotation of a GenBank genome assembly. NCBI's taxonomy places the organism in Eukaryota, Metazoa, Cnidaria, Anthozoa, Scleractinia, Pocilloporidae.
GUUUUGCAGAUUCGGUUUAUUCUUAUCCAAAACAGGGCAGGUAAAACAAGGCUGGCGAAAUGGUACAUGAACUUUGACGAUGAUGAAAAACAGAAACUUAUUGAAGAAGUUCACGCAUUGGUGACUGUGAGAGAUGCAAAGCACACGAACUUUGUAGAGGUACGCUAUGAGAACCUGAGGACUUUUCCCUUUGCUGCUCGUUAUGAGAAGUGUGCCUAUUUGUUUGUCAGUGUCUUAUGAUGACUUCCACGCUGUUUGAUCGAGGAACAAGUUACUAACUCUGGAGUGUGAGUCUUACACCUGUGGGCUGUAGAAUGAAAACGCUGAUCUGAGUUAAAAAUCCUCGCUGCUCGUGCAAAUUACCCGUUGUUUAGCUCAUCUACGGAUUUAAUUCAUUUCACUUUCAACAAAUAUUCGAAGAAAUUUAAGUAAUUAGGAAAAAUUGAAUAUUUGAGUGCUCAUUGAAACAGUCAAGGGCUGAACAGUCAUUUGCUUGUUGGUGUUUGGGACUGAACACUGAACUGAGUGAUUGCCAGAAAAUAUCAAGAAAAAUUCGGAGCUCAUUCUCACAUGUCAUCAUAAUGCUCGCAUCAUUUAUGAAGUAGUCAUGAUACACAUUCUUUGAUGUUAUUGAUUGAUUAAAAUAGCUUAAAUAAGACCCCCAGUGGAAUUUGUGGAAAAUUGUCUCUAGAAUUACUAAAUUUCGAGUAUCAGUGUCCGUUAAAGCCUAAGAUAAUCAAGCUAAGAUAUAUAACUGCAACACAAUAUCAAUUUUUUUUCUUGUAGUUUCGUAACUUCAAAAUUGUAUAUCGUCGUUAUGCUGGGCUUUACUUCUGUUUCUGUGUGGAUGUGCAUGAUAACAACUUGUAUUAUUUAGAGGCCAUUCAUAAUUUUGUUGAGGUAAGAUAAAAGUAAUUUCUCCUUGUUUUGUUUGUGUGUAUGUAUAUAUGUAUGUCCACUUAACUGACCUCUUCCCCAAUAGGACUUUUCAAGGCUAAUAUGAAUGAAUGAAUGAAUGAAUAAAUAAAUGAAAGAAUAAAUAUAGAGUUUAAAAAUCCCAACUGGCUGGAAGUAGACCAGUUGGCUAUAUACCAAGCACAGCCAAGGAGUUGAACUCAGGGCAGCCAGAUUAAAAACCUAUUGUCCUAACUACUUGGCCAUGCUGCCUCAGUCUGUACUACCACUGUAAUGUUCAACAGUUUCUGGUUUAUAAGCAAAACUUGAAAAUCAAAACUCCUUAAUUAGUUGGGUGGUAUAAUAGUGAAGGUAGUGCUACAAUUAUAUUUAGAAAAAGUCUAUUUGGAAGGUUGCCACUUUUUCGUCUUGUUUGUGUCUCUCCCUAACCUUAUGGUCAAGUUCAGCAACUGUCACUUAGUGGCAGAUGUUAAAGUGAUGUGCUUGUCAUUGGGCGUAUGGGGGUGUGCUUAAACUUCUCUUGUAACUUUCAAUAUACAUGAUACCAUUCUGAUUGCUGCAACAAUAGGAUCUUUAAGGACACACACAGUGUCCUUAAGUAAGUUCUACAUGUGAUAACCAUAAACCACAAACAUGACAUUGUUCAUCAUUUUGCAGGUCUUAAAUGAAUUCUUCCAUAAUGUUUGUGAACUGGACUUGGUGUUUAACUUCUACAAGGUAAACCUGAUUGGAAAAAUGCUUUAAUAUCUUGCUGAAAAUAUUGUAGAACUGUAGAACUCUUUAUGGCCAAAGUGUUUUUCAUUUACUCCUGUAUAGAGAAACUGGAUUAUUUUGACAGAAUAAAGAUGUAAACACUUUUAUAAGCAGAAUGCACAAAUUGCUCUUUGCCUGAAAUGGACAGGUGUAGAGUUUCAUCGAUUAAAGUGAAACCCAGAUCGAAUGCUUUCUUGAAGCAUAAGAUAUUUUAAAAUUAGUCACAACCUUUCAAGGGGGCAAGAGCCCAUAUGCCCAUUUCACUCUCCCAAUAGCCCAAUGUACCAGCUGCUGGGAAUACCUUGAAAAAUGUGAUUUUAUACAAGACUUGUAAUCAUGUGGUUGGGCAUGGGCAAUUAAGACUAUGAUAUCAUGCUUAAUAAGACAGUCCUGUUAUAUUGAUGGAAAUCUUCAAAGACUAAGUGUAUAAAAAUGCCAUUUUUUUCCUGGGUUGUUAAUCUGGUUAUAUUGUUUCAAUCUUGGUAUCAGGUAUAUUCUGUUGUUGACGAGAUGUUUUUAGCUGGGGAGAUCAGAGAGACCAGUCAAAGCAAAGUUCUAAAGCAACUUCAGAUGCUCCAGCAGUUAGAAUAG